Molecule: messenger RNA, 1728 nt
Organism: Didymodactylos carnosus
Lineage: Eukaryota; Metazoa; Rotifera; Eurotatoria; Philodinida; Philodinidae
Source: the annotation of a GenBank genome assembly
AUGGCUUCGUCAUCAUUUACAACAUCUUCUUCUUCUUCCUAUAAUGAAAUGAACAUCGAUGAAUUCUACACGAUUUAUCAUGGUGAAUGUCAAGGAAAUGUGGAGCAGGCACAAGAACGAAUUUUCGAAUUUUUCGGCCUGGCAUCUACGGAGAAAAAUACCAAUUUCAUUCAGGCGAAAAUUAAAUAUUUCACCACGAAGAAAAAGGACAAAUUCGAUGACUGGAGAAAAAUCCACUCUCUCGCUCACCACAAAGAAAAAUUUCUAGGUCCAGCUAUUUUAAAGGGAGAAUUUCCGGUUAAUGAACCUGUCCCCAGUGAUAAACCGAAACCACCAAAACGGCCUACUCAGGACUUUACUCAAGUGGGAACACGUCAGAAGCGUCGAAAACUAGCAGAUCUAAACACGGAACUCGAUGAGUUUGCCAGGGAUAACAGCAUUGAAGUUAAUCAAGUGAUCGGCUACUUGUUGCAUCAACGGAACUAUCUAACCAACAAGCAUCUUGCUAAACUAGGAGAUGAAUUAUUCAAAACAGGAACCAUAUCCGAAGACGCUCGUACGAAUCUAGAUGUUGAUCAUGCUUUGGCAUUGAAAAUUCACAUAAAUAUGAGCAGAAACGACGUGGAUUUUAUUAAAAGUUGUCUGAACGAAGGCAUUCAUAUUCCCAACCGGAACCUUAUCCGUGAACAUUCUCAAACUUUACUUCCAGUUAUUAAAAAAUGCAGAGAAGAAAGAGGACGUAUGGUUGAGAACGUGGGCGACAGUAUUAUUCUAACCGCGAAGAGACUCAUCGACCAGUUACUCAAACAGAAUAUUCCUCUAUCCACUGAUUUAAUUUAUCGGCAGAAGACAGGGCAUGAUGGAGCUGGCGGGCAGGGUUUGUAUAGGUCUAAUCGAAAUCCUAUGACAGAUGCCAAUAUAUCUUCUAAAAUGGUGAUAUCACUUUCUCUUUCCGAUUGUACUACGGGACAAGUCUUCUGGCGAAAUCAAUCUCCUAAUAGUGCAUUUUGGGCAAGGCCUAUGGCUCUCAUUGCGGAGAAAGAAAGUCCCGAUCUAAUCCGUUUCAUUAACGAGGUAUUUGAGCCACAAGAAAAGGUACUCAGAGAAAAUGGACUUGUAUUUGACCACAUCGGGCAAAGCUUUAAAAUAUCGAUCAUCAGCGAAGAUUCGAUGAAGGACUUAAAAGUUCGGAUGGUGGAAUCGGGUCUCGGUGGGGCCAAAUGUUUUAUGUGCUAUACACGGCAAGCAGAUUGGAAAGAUGUAAGGAAGAUUGAAGAGGAUAAUUACUUUGCCAUCACUCGGCCUGCGGAAAGAACAGAACAACUGUAUAAGGAGAUGGUGGAGGAGAAAGGGGAGAUAAUUCGGCGAAGAAACGAUUAUGAAAUAAGGGGUGGUUUGACUACAGAACCGCUAUCGAGCAGUGACCAUCACUUUCUUACCCUUACUCACCAGUACAUAAAUGGAACAGCUUGGUUUCUUCGCAUAUUCUAUCAUAUCGUGGCAGAUAUUCUUGUUUGGACUGUGAGGGGCGCCGAAGGUCAACAAAAAAUAAAAGAGGCGAAACAGGUACUCCUAAGGCACAUCGAGGAUAAAACAGGAUUGAGGUUGGAUCAAGUGGACUGCUCCGGCGGGAACACCGGAACAAGUACAACGGGCGGACAAGGGCGCCGUUUCUUUUCUCAUGAUCUACGAGGUGAAAAUUAUCGAUGUAAUACCCAAGAAGUAUAG